GAUGGUGUUGGUAAUCCUGAAUGUCGUGAAGGUCACGAGCGUGGAUGCUGAGUCGGCGAUUUAGAUAAACAUCCAGUAAGGAUUCGAGAGAGUUGAUUUGAUCUGAAAGGACGGUCAUGGCUACGAUAGUGGAAUUGCUGUCCAGGAACAACCCAGUGUUUACAGGUUAUGUCUUCUAUGCUACAAUACUUAUCCUCAAACUGCUGGCCAUGUCAGUUCUGACAGCACGUCAGAGAAUGAGGAAGAAGGUGUUUGCCAACCCAGAGGACAGUGGCAGGUUAAAAGGGAAGGUGAAGUUUGAUGAUCCUGAUGUCGAGAGAGUUAGAAGGUAAUACUUGUUCAGUCCAAAAAGUAGUCCGUAUUUCAUUAAUUAUUGGCUGAUCAAAAGACGCGGUGUUAUUAUGGAAUUAGUCAAAAACUAG
Molecule: messenger RNA, 422 nt
Organism: Zootermopsis nevadensis
Lineage: Eukaryota; Metazoa; Arthropoda; Insecta; Blattodea; Termopsidae
Source: RefSeq, a predicted model, not a curated record